AUGCACCCCGACACGUUGACCUGGUUGAGUCUCCCAGGACAAGUGGAUCUUAGAUAUGCUGCAAAAUUAUUGCCAACAUUUCCAAAAUGUGGGCUUGUAGGUAAGCCGUACCAGCCCUUUCAAUGUAUAUCACUGCUGACCAUGAGAGAUAUAAAAUUUUUUUAUGACUCAUUUCACGAAACAUCAGAGAAAAUCAUCCAGGACAAUUUUAUAUUGAAGCAUUGCAGCGUUACUGAUCCCAAAAGAUCAAGAAAACGACAACAAGAAAAAAAUAAGCCGAAAUCUAUGUCAGUGAAAUACUAUGUGAAAAGAAGAGAUGGGCUAAUGGUUAAUGUGUGCAGACAGAGUUUCAUGAACAUUCUGGGAGUGAAGAAAGACAGGAUUUUGAAUGUAGUAAAACGGUACAAGGAAAGCAAUGAAAUGCGCAAAGAACGACGUGGAGACAAAAGAUACUUUUUCACCAGAAAAUACAAUGUUGGCUUUGGUACUCCUAAAACCGACAUGUGUUCAACAUGCCUGCAGUUUCAAGACCAAAUAAAAAAGUCAUUAGAUAUCAACACAAAGAAUCGGUUAAUGGCUCAACAGCGAGCUCACAAAAUCCGAGCAAAGUGCUUCUAUGAGCUUUUGAAAGAAGUCCAUGCUGACAAUGAGGUUGUUACAUUCAGCUUUGAUUGUCAAAAAAACCUGGCUCUGCCAAAAAUCGCAGAUCAAGCAGCCUACUUCAAUAGGCUAUUUGGACAAAUUGAGAAGGUUAUUAAAAAGUCACCUGAAAUUACAAGUCCAGAACAAUACAUGAAAGUAAUAGAGAAGUGGGGAAGCAUCUACAAGUUGGGAGUUAAUGUUCCUGUACAGGACUGGAAGUCAAAAGUUCAGAUAGUUAUGAAACCAACAUCACAGUGGCAUUUCAAGUUGCAAGUGUCCAAACGCAUCAUAAUUUUAAAAACUGAAACCGCUUAUGCAGUAGGAGGUGAAAGUUUCUAUAAGAAUGACAUGGGCACCAACCAGUCGCUGCUGAGGAGAGGAAGAAAGUUGGACAUCAAACCAAGCACUGUAGACAUUGGAAUGCCAUUGAAAUCGGAUAAGAAGAAGAGUAUCAGUAAUUUGAUUGCAAAACAUUACGGAAAAGGCAGUAAUCCGAGAACAUUAGAUCUGUCUCAAAAUAAAUCUAGUCCAUCAGAUAAUGACGGAAUAACUCUUGUAAUAAACAAUCUACAACAGGAGUAUUUUAAAGCUCAGGAAGCCCUUAAAGAAAAUGUCGGCCCUGACCUAGGUAAUGCAGAUUUUGUUACAGAAAUAAUAGAUAACACCGGUGAUUUAAGUGCCCUAAUAGACCUAGAUUGCCUAAAUAAUGCAACAAUUAUUGAAGCACAAGAAAGAUGA
This is a messenger RNA of Acanthoscelides obtectus, 1380 nucleotides long. The record is from the annotation of a GenBank genome assembly. Lineage: Eukaryota; Metazoa; Arthropoda; Insecta; Coleoptera; Chrysomelidae.